Messenger RNA from Raphanus sativus (radish), 3891 nucleotides. Its product is annotated as disease resistance protein RML1A-like. Gene Ontology annotation, molecular function: ADP binding. The record is from RefSeq and is a predicted model, not a curated record. Gene Ontology annotation, biological process: defense response; signal transduction. Lineage: Eukaryota; Viridiplantae; Streptophyta; Magnoliopsida; Brassicales; Brassicaceae.
CUUACUAAAGGAACAUAAAGACUUGAUAAGUGAUUAUUUCACAUCAUUCUUUUCCUUGUGAGUUCAAUUUCAGGUGGUUCCUUUGUAUAACUUCCUUUUAAGACUGGGCUAAGCGACGAACAUCUUAAAAGUCAACCCACGUGACGUCUUCUUCUUCACAUAUGGCUCAUCCGUAGAGACUUUUUUUUUUCUUUGACAUCGUAGAGACUUUCAUCGCUAACUCUAAUUCUCAUGGCUUCUAAAUCUUCUUCCUCUUCCUCGUCUCGCACAUGGAGAUACCGCGUCUUCGCAAGCUUCCACGGACCUGACGUCCGCAAAACCUUCCUCACUCAUCUACGCAAGCAGUUCACCAACAACGGGAUUUCGAUGUUCGACGAUCAAGCGAUCGAGAGAGGCCACACCAUUGCUCCUUCUCUCGCACAAGCGAUCAGAGAAUCAAGGAUCUCUAUCGUUGUGUAGAACUAUGCUUCUUCCAGGUGGUGUUUGGAUGAGCUUUUGGGAAUUCUGAAAUGCAAGGAAGAGAUGGGGCAGAUAGUGAUGACCAUCUUCUAUGGAGUAGAUCCUUCUGAUGUUCGGAAACAAACCGGAGAUUUCGGGAAAGUCUUCAAGGAAACAUGCCGUCGCAAAACAGAGGAAGAGAGGCGAAGAUGGAGCCAAGCUUUGACCGAUGUGGGAAACAUUGCCGGGGAACACUUUCUCAACUGGGACAAGGAAUCGGAGAUGAUUGAAAAGAUUGCUAGAGAUGUCUCAAACAAACUUAAUGCUACCAUCUCUAGGGACUUUGAAGACAUGGUUGGUAUUGAAGCACACUUGGAUGAGAUGAACUCUUUGUUACAUUUAGAUGAUGAGGAUGGAGCUAUGUUUGUUGGAAUCUGUGGCCCUGCAGGCAUUGGCAAGACUACCAUUGCUAGGGCUUUACAUAGCCGACUCUCCAGCACUUUCCAGCAUACCUGUUUUAUGGAGAACCUUAGAGGAAGCUGUAACAGUGGUACUGACGAGUAUGGAUUGAAGUUGCGUUUACAAGAGCUACUUCUUUCCAAGAUUUUUAACCAAAAUGGUGUAAAACUAUUUCAUUUAGGUGCCAUAAAGGAAAGGUUAUGCGACCUAAAAGUUCUUAUCGUUCUUGAUGAUGUGGACGAUCUGCAGCAGCUUGAGGCUUUGGCUGACGAUACUAACUGGUUUGGUGAUGGAAGCAGGAUUAUCGUAACCACGGAAGAUCAAGAGAUUUUGGAGCAACAUGGUAUCAGCAAUACAUACCGUGUGGAUUUCCCAACUCAAGUAGAUGCUCGUCAGAUCUUUUGUAGAUUUGCUUUUAGACAGCUCUCUGCACCCCAUGGUUUUGAAAAACUUGUUGACAGAGUAAUAAAGCUUUGCAGCAACCUUCCUUUGGGUCUCCGUGUCAUGGGCUCGUCUUUACGCAGAAAGAAAGUAGACGACUGGGAAGGUAUACUGCAGAGACUAGAGAAUAGCUUUGAUCAAAAGAUUGAUGCAGUACUUAGAGUCGGAUAUAACAGUUUGCAUAAGGAUGACCAGUUCCUGUUUCUCCUCAUUGCAUGCUUCUUCAACUACAAAGACGAUGAUCACGUGAAAGCAAUGCUCGUUGAUAGUAACUUGGAUGUUAGACUCGGCUUGAAAAAUCUCGUGUAUAAAUCUCUCAUACAGAUAUCCGCAGAAGGAACCAUAGUAAUGCACAAGUUAUUACAACAAGUGGGUAGAGAAGCGGUUCAUUUGCAAGAUCCUAGGAAACGCCAAAUCCUAAUAGAUUCUCACCAGAUUUGUGAUGUCCUCGAAAAUGAUUCUGAUGGUACAAGUGUGAUGGGUAUAUCCUUUGAUACAUCCACAAUCCCAAACGGAGUGUAUAUAAGCGCGCAAGGGUUUAGACGAAUGCGUGAUCUUCGGUUUCUCAGCAUCUACGAGACAAGACGUGAUCCUAAUGUUAGAGUGCAUUUACCUGAGGACAUGAGUUUUCCACCUCUUCUAAGGUUAUUACACUGGGAGGUAUAUCCAGGAAAGUGUCUUCCUCAUACUCUUAGGCCCGAACAUCUUGUGGAACUCUGUUUUGUUAACAGCAUGCUCGAGCAGCUUUGGCAAGGAGUCCAGCCUCUUACAAAUCUCAAGAAGAUGGACUUGUCCGGGUCACUGAGUUUGAAGGAAGUCCCUGAUCUUUCAAAUGCUACAAGUCUCAAGAGAUUAAAUCUAACAGGUUGCUGGAGUUUGGUAGAGAUUCCUUCCUCUAUUGGAGACCUUCAUAAACUGGAGGAGCUGGAGAUGAAUUUAUGUGUAAGUGUACAGGUUUUUCCGACUCUACUCAACUUGGCAUCUCUUGAAUCACUCAGGAUGGUAGGAUGCUGGCAACUAAGCAAAAUUCCUGAUCUUCCAACCAACAUCAAAUCACUUGUAGUCGGGGAAACAAUGCUACAAGAGUUUCCUGAAUCAGUCAGGCUUUGGUCUCACCUUCAUAGUCUCAACAUAUAUGGCAGUGUCCUCACAGUGCCACUUUUGGAAACCACGUCGCAAGAAUUCUCCCUCGCUGCUGCUACGAUUGAGAGGAUUCCAGAUUGGAUCAAAGAUUUUAAUGGGCUAAGGUUUCUUUACAUAGCUGGCUGCACGAAACUUGGAUCACUGCCAGAGCUCCCUCCCUCGCUUAGAAAACUAAUAGUAGACAACUGUGAGUCACUAGAGACGGUCUGUUUUCCUUGCGACACUCCAACAACUGAUUAUCUCUACUUCCCCAACUGCUUCAUGUUGUGCCAAGAAGCAAAGAGAGUAAUCACACAGCAAUCAUUGAGAGCUUACUUCCCAGGAAAAGAGAUGCCUGCUGCAGAGUUCGAUGAUCAUCGAUCAUUUGGAAGUUCCUUGACCAUCAUCCGUCCGGCUAUCUGCAAGUUUAGGAUUUGCCUGGUGCUUUCUCCUGCACCGGAUAUGGAAGAAGCUUAUUUCAAAUUACUGUUUCGCAUACGUGCAAAAGGUUGUCCCAGUGAUGAUGACAUGCUUUCGUUAGAUCUCGCUAAAAUCCAAGGGGAGCAUCUUUUUAUAUUUCACAUUGAGUUUGUUGAACAUCACGAGGAGAUGGUGUUCAAAUUCAGCACUUCAUCCCACGAAGUCGACGUUACUGAAUGUGGUGUACAGGUCUUGACAGAUGAGACCAACCGAAGAAGCAAUGAAUCUUGUUCAGAACAAGUGUCUGAAGACGGGGAUGAUAUUCUCUCUGAUGAUGAUAAGAGCAAUGAGAUUUAUGAACCCAGAGUAAAGAUCUUUAAGGGUUAUACAAUGUUUCUUUCUUUAGUUUUUACGUUCCUUUUGAGUUUGAUUUCAAGUCUAAUUCUGUAUAGAUUCCUAAAGAAGCACUAAAACUUUAGUAUAUGAUAUUGUUUGUGUUGGACUUUCUAUCUAUCUACCCAUUCGAUAGUGGUCACCAGUAGUAAUUUCACCCGUUUAAAAUUUUGUUCAUCAUGGAUACAGUUGGAGGCUAGAUAGAUGGCGACUUUGCCAUUGUUGGGAGAAUGCUCUUGUUGUCUCGAGUUUCUUAUUGAUUGAAAAUCUAAUUCCCCUUGGUGAUAUGGAAUCUGGAAAAGUGUGUUAGAUCGUAAGUUGAUAAUGAAAGGAUCAAUCAAAUUAUCCAACUUGAAAAAUAACACAUUCUGUGUCUACUUUGCAUGGACUUUCUCAUGGAAACUCUUUAGGUGCAAAUAGUAAAAUAACUAUGGGUGAAUGUUCACUCUUUCAACUUGAUAUAAAAGAAAAACAUCAUUUCGGUUGGAGACAAAGUUCAUAACAUAAAAAGAAAAACAUGUGACGUUCAGGAUAAGUUUAUUAUAAAGUGCAUGCGUUGAAUGUAAAAAGCUCAUAACAUGAUAAUUCGGAGCUACGAGUAGAAAUGUCUUUAAAAAG